Molecule: messenger RNA, 1884 nt
Organism: Ostreococcus lucimarinus CCE9901
Lineage: Eukaryota; Viridiplantae; Chlorophyta; Mamiellophyceae; Mamiellales; Bathycoccaceae
Gene: TPR4
Product: TPR-repeat containing protein
Exons: 1
Coding region: 1-1884 (627 amino acids)
Molecular function (GO): protein binding
Source: RefSeq, a predicted model, not a curated record
AUGCCGUGGUUCGCGCGCGAGCGCGCGAUCGAGAUGGACGAAGAUCUGCGUCGACGCGUCGUCGAGGAUCCGGCGUUCGCGCUCGCGAUGCCGCUCGAGGACGUCGCGCGCGUCGAAUCGGCCGCGGCCGAGCGCGAAGGUCAAUUGUCGCUCGCGAACGGCGAGUGCGCGUACGCGGCGGCGUUCUACGGGCUGGCGCUGCGCGCGCUGGCGCUCGAUCGCGCGCGCGCGCCGAUGGACGCGAGCGCGCGACGAAGGAAACGGAUCGAGCUGCGGUUGAGGCUCGGGGACGCGCGCGCGGGGGCGAACGAGCCGGGACGCGCGUGCGGCGCGUACGCGGCGGCGCUGCGAGGGCUCGGGUUGAUCGCGAAGAAGCGCGCGACGCGCGAGGGCGAAGAGAAUGAACCCGAGGGUGUGCUCGGGCGAGAGCGAAGGGACGGCGAGGAGUGCGAGGAGACGUACGAUGACGGGGGGGACGAGGAGACGUUUGCGAAGGAGAAGCCGCGAAUCGCGGCGGCGUUCUUGCGCAAGGCGAACGAGAGCUCGAGUAAGGCGUCGAUCAAGGGAUUGGUGGACGGAGAGGUGAUGUUUCGCAUCGGUCGCGCGUGUCAAAUGGCGGGGAGGUAUAAUCGCGCGUUGUUGGCGUACGAGACGGCGCUCGUAUUGCAACCCGACGGGCCGCGAGACGCGAGCGCGACGCAGGUGUACUUGGCGUGCGGAGAGAUGUAUUUGAGCUUGCAGAUGGCGGAUUACGCGCUGGAAUGUUUUAGAAAAGUCAUGAAACGACCGAUGGAGGCAUCGCUCGGGACUGGGGAUGUUUUGUGCGAAAUCGCGUCGUGUUAUAGAGUAUUACGCUUGCCCGAGGAGGAGUCUCGGUGCAUGAAGUCGGUGUGUUCCGAUCCUUUGCACAAGCCGAUUCGUACCACGAACGUCAUCAGGGUGGCGUGGUACCGGUACGAGCGAGAUAAAGACGCCGCGCGAGCGCUUCGCGAGCUCACUGAAGCGAAUGUGGUGAAGAAAACGUCCGAAGGCUUGUACACGAAGGGGCGCGUGCACGCCGAGACGGGGAAUUUCGACGCCGCGGACGCGUGCUACGUCGAGGCGUGCAAGAUGGAACCCACGAGCCCGAAGAUUUGGCUCGAGAUUGGAAAUCUGUAUUUGAAUGGAUUCCAGAUCCCCACCAUAGCGGUCAAGGCGUACGGGCGCGCGAAAGAACUGGCGACGUUCAUGCAACUGCAGGAGGACGCGUUGCACGCCGCGCGCGGGUACGGGUGCGUGUCCGAGGGACAGACGAAAUUCGCCGACAGUUCCGAGGUGACGGCGACGCACGAAAACGCCGUCAUCGGCCGUGGCGAUGCAUUCACCGAGUUAGGCCAAGUGAGCUCGGCGCUUCGUGAAUACGAACAAGUUCCCGAAACCGGUCGCGUGCAAAUUCGAAAGAUGAAAAUUAUGAUUUGGGCCGUCGUCGCCUUGCAACGCGCCUACCGAAGGCACAAGGCGCGUAUGAACGCCGAAAUUGCGAGUGGCAUUCGUCGACCCGCGUUACUUCCAGCGGCGCGACCGCAGGAGGCGAGACCAAAGAUAUCUGAAGCGUUGCUUGCCAAACGCGCAAACCGACCAAAGACAGAGGUCAAGCCGGCGAAGAACAAAUACGAGACGAUCACUCGCCAAAUCACUCGCACAGCGACGCCGCGCGAUCGCGCGCCGAUGGACAUGCUGAAAGAUUUCACCAUCAAACCGGCGAAGAAUUACGUCAGCCCGAACGCGUCGCCCGCGACAAAGCGGAAGACGAAAGGCGUCGGUCUCUUCGACUUUUCUCGCGCCGAGCAAAAGACCCCCAUCGCGACGGCGCCGUCCAGCGGACGCACAUCCCUCUUCAAAUGA